Molecule: messenger RNA, 1561 nt
Organism: Pararge aegeria (speckled wood butterfly)
Lineage: Eukaryota; Metazoa; Arthropoda; Insecta; Lepidoptera; Nymphalidae
Product: myrosinase 1-like
Exons: 12
Coding region: 32-1546 (504 amino acids)
Biological process (GO): carbohydrate metabolic process
Molecular function (GO): beta-glucosidase activity
Source: RefSeq, a predicted model, not a curated record
CUGAAUUCACUUGUAAACAGGCACAUUCAAAAUGGCGCCAUGGGCGGCGGUUGUUGUGUGGCUUUUGGCGGAAAGUGCUUGGUGUGCUAGCCAUCUGAAAUUCCCUUCAGGGUUCAAAUUUGGAGCUGCGACAUCUGCAUAUCAAGUUGAGGGUGCAUGGAAUACCAGUGGUAAGACGCCAAGUACGUGGGACACGUUAACUCACAAUCGACCACAACUUAUCACUGAUGGAAGCAGCGGCGACGUCGCCUGCGACUCGUACCAUCAAUGGAAAGACGAUAUACAAAUUGCUUCGGAAUUGGGACUGGACUUCUAUAGAUUUUCAAUAUCUUGGCCUCGCCUCAUGCCGACUAGUUUCCCGGACGAAAUAAACGAAGAUGGACGCCGCUAUUAUGACAACUUGAUCAACGGGCUCCUAGACAAGGGGAUUGAACCCAUAAUCACAAUGUACCACUGGGAUCUACCGCAACGAUUGCAAGAUCAUGGUGGCUGGUCUAAUCCCCUCAUAGUGGAAUGGUUUGAGGAAUAUGCGAGGGUCCUGUACAAGCUUUUCGGCGACCGUGUGAAGAACUGGGUCACUAUCAAUGAACCUUUCACCAUUUGUACUAUAGGUUACGCCAUAGGAGCCUUCUCGUCCGGCGUGCACGACCCUGAAGUCGGGACUUACCUGUGUAUAAAAAACGUCGUGAUGGCCCACGCUAAGGCCUGGAGGCUGUAUCAUAAGGAAUACAGGAAGCAAUUUAAAGGUCGCGUUGGUAUAUCUCAUCAGCUAUUUUACCUGCAUCCGACGUCAGAGGAAGAUGAAGAAAUAGCUUCUCUGGCUCAUGAACAUUAUUACGGCUUGUAUUCGCAUCCUGUGUUCUCCAAAGAAGGCGGCUGGCCUCCGGGCAUUGAGAAAGUGAUAGAGAAGAACAGCAAAAUGCAGGGAUUCACUCGCUCUAGACUCCCAGCCUUUACCGAUGAAGAAAAAGAGUUAGCUAAAGGAGCAUACGACUUUUACGGCUUCAACUAUUACACCUCCCGGAAAAUCCGUAGGCGAAGGGACGGAGAGAGUCUGGGUCAAUUAUCCCCCAUGAGAAAUAUCAAAGAGUUAGACGCUAUAUUAGAAGUUGAUCGUGGAUGGGACAGAGCAGCUUGUUUUUGGUUUUACGUUUAUCCUGAAGGCAUCCGCAAACUACUUUCGUGGGUGAAGAAUCAGUAUGGGGACGUUGAGAUUGUGAUCACGGAAAAUGGUUACUCCACUAAACCAGAAUCCGGUUCGAAUGAUUACGAUAGGAUCAAGUACUACAGAGAUCACUUGGAACAGGUGCUCCUCGCAAUCCACGAGGAUAAGGUCAAUAUCACAGGGUAUACCGCGUGGUCUCUCAUAGACAACUUCGAGUGGAAUGACGGAUACACAACGAAAUUCGGAUUGUACGAAGUCAAUUUUGAUGAUCCAAACCGUCAGCGCACCCCGCGCGCCUCCGCCAAGUAUUACAAGAAUGUGAUCCAAACUAACAACAUUGAGAUACCAAAGAAAUUUAGCACGAUAACUGAUGAAUUAUAAUAUUAAUGCACUAGA